AUGACAUCGGGAAAGACCAGUCUAGAGGUCCCUAGACCAGAAUCAGGGUUCCACACCUCUGUUGCAUCGACAGUUGCUGGUGAUGACUAUCUGCACGAGAAAGCACAUGACACUACGGACACUGAAGUCGAAAAACAACCAGAAGACGAGGUGUCUUCCAAGGCAGACGAUGCUCCCGAAACCGAAUAUCCCAAAGGCAUGAAGAUGUUCUUCAUUGUCCUUGCCCUCGUCCUCUCCAUCUUUCUCCUUGCGCUUGACAUGACUAUUGUUGCCACAGCGAUUCCCAAAAUCACCGCCGAAUUUCAAGGCCUGGAUAAGGUUGGUUGGUACGGAGCUGCGUUCUUCAUGACUGUUGGCGCUUUUCAAUCAACGUGGGGCAAAAUUUACAAGUUCUUCCCUCUCAAGAUCUCAUUCCUAAUUGCAAUCCUCAUCUUUGAAGUCGGAUCAGCCGUUUGCGGCGCUGCUCCGAACUCGGAAGCCUUGAUUGUCGGCCGUGCUAUUGCUGGCCUGGGAGCUGCCGGCCUUGGCGCCGGAGCAUACACCAUUAUCGCCUUUGCUGCUCCCCCAAAGAACCGCCCAGCUUUCACUGGUAUCCUCGGAGCUUCUUAUGGUCUGGCUAGCGUCAUUGGGCCUCUUCUAGGCGGAGCCUUCACCGACCAUGUUAGCUGGCGAUGGUGCUUUUACAUUAACCUGCCCAUCGGUGCCGUCUCGGCAGCCAUCAUCUUCUUCUUCUUCCAGACCCCCCCCGCGGCCAAGCCCGAGGAAGCUCCCCUAGUAGAAAAGAUCCGCCAGAUGGAUCCCCUGGGCAUUGUGCUCAUGAUGGGUGCGACUGUUGUCUACAUCCUGGCUGUUCAGUACGGCGGCAUCGCCCAUCCCUGGAACUCCUCCAUCGUCAUUGGUCUUCUUGUCGGGUUUGUUCUAAUCAUUGCUGCAUGGGCUGUUCUUCAAUGGUCGCAAGGCGAGCGCUCCAUGAUCUCUCCCCGCAUUGCUUCCGAUCGCACAAACAUCAUCAUGAGCGCCUUUGCCUUUAUCUUUGCUGGAGGCUUCUUUGCUGCCAUUUACUAUAUCCCCGUCUACUUCCAGUCUGUCCACAACGCAUCGCCUACUAUGAGUGGCGUCGAUAACCUCCCGCUAAUCAUCUCCGUUACAAUCGCCACAAUUGCCAGCGGCAUCAUCAUUUCAGCCAUUGGCUGGUACCAGCCUAUCCUCAUUGCUGGUGCCAUCCUAGCCACUAUUGGCUCUGGUCUCCUAUUCAUGCUCGAUAAGAACACAUCGACUGGCAAGUGGAUUGGAUAUCAGAUUAUUGCAGGCUUUGGAUGGGGCCUGUCGUUCCAGAUUCCCAUGAUUGUCGUACAGGGCUCAGUUGUUCCCGAAGAUCUUGCUUCGGCGACUGGCAUGCUCAUGUUCUUCCAGGGACUCGGCGGUGCCUUUCUGGUAUCCGGUGCACAGUCGGCCUUUCUCAAUCAGAUGGUCAACUAUGUGACUUCGCAUGCCCCCGAUGUCAGUAAGGCCACUCUCAUCCUUACUGGUGCCACUGCUAUCCGUACAUCAUUCCCUGUCGAGCAGCAAGGCGUUGUUAUUGACGGCUACAUGGAGGGCCUCCAUGCUGCAUUUGCCUUGUGCAUUGCUGCAUCCGGCUUUGCAACUCUGGUUGCUUUCGGAGUUCGCUGGAAGAAGCUCUAUCCGGAAAACAUGGCCGCUGGCGGCAUGGCAUAA
Molecule: messenger RNA, 1716 nt
Organism: [Torrubiella] hemipterigena
Lineage: Eukaryota; Fungi; Ascomycota; Sordariomycetes; Hypocreales; Clavicipitaceae
Source: the annotation of a GenBank genome assembly